CUGAUUUUUGUCUCCCUUCGAAUGAUUCUCUUACUAGGUAUAUGGCACGGAAUAUUAACAUUAAGGCAGUCACGGUGGUCUCAGACGCGCCGCUUGAAUCAUCUCUUAAUCCCUUUGAACAGGAACAUCCAACUCCAAAGCCAUGUCAGGUUAAUCGUUAUCACAGGAUAUUCCCAUAACACUCCUGCCGCUCACAUCGCAACACCAGGACGAUAUCGAUCGAAUCGUACUUGAAGUCGAUGACCCCUUCGUGAAGAUGAUCCUUAAAGAGGAUGAGGCUGAU
This is a messenger RNA of Suillus bovinus, 283 nucleotides long. RefSeq lists its product as uncharacterized. Bases 22 to 234 code for a protein of 70 amino acids. The record is from RefSeq and is a predicted model, not a curated record. NCBI's taxonomy places the organism in Eukaryota, Fungi, Basidiomycota, Agaricomycetes, Boletales, Suillaceae. The transcript has a single exon.